This is a messenger RNA of Funneliformis geosporum, 1179 nucleotides long. NCBI's taxonomy places the organism in Eukaryota, Fungi, Glomeromycota, Glomeromycetes, Glomerales, Glomeraceae. The record is from the annotation of a GenBank genome assembly.
AUGAACGACCAAGAAAAAAUAACUGCUGCUCAAAUCAGCGAAAACCAAGCCAAUUUAAAAGCCAAAUAUGAGCUGGAAAUUGAAACCGCCCGGCAAGCAACCUUAAAAGCCAAAAAAGAAUUGACCGAUAAAGAUGAUGAAAUCUUCGAACUGCAAAAGCAAAAUAAAAGGCUAAACGAGGAAAGCAAAAAGGCUGAAAAUGAAGCGAAGAAAGGGGGUGAACUAGAUAAUGAACAACCCCAUCUUAGAAAACCUCCAACAAAAAGUAGUCCAAGAACAGCCUACUUGGAAAGCAAAGACUUUAAAAAGCUCCCGGCUGUUUUCUCUUGUAAGCUCCCUAUCUUCAUGGACGAAGUCUUUAACACCAUCUUCCACAAAAAGAAGAUGAAACAAGCUCUCCAAAGCCCCGCCCACCAAACGGCUCUUAUUGACCGGCUUAUCGACUCUAUGAAAACCAAAGCCAUCACCGCUUUAAACCGUAAGCUCGUAGAAAUCAUUUCCGAUAAAGAUAACUACAAAGACUCCGCCUGGGAAGAAAUAACCGCCGAGGAAGCGAACAUUGACAACCUAGACAAAGCUAUCGUAAUCUUAAAAAAAAUCAAAGCGGCCUAUAACGCCAUGGACGAAUCUAAAGUUCUCACUAUCGACCCGGACUUCUUGGACGACCUGGAAAUUCACUUCCUUGCCGAUGUCGCCCGCGAUAGUAAUCUUAAUCCUUAUAAGCUAUUUAAAGAAGUUAUCGUCAAAAAACUAGAAAACAACGUCCUAGCCACCAUCCACGAUGAAAAGUCCGUCUUCUACCGCAUCAUCAACCCCGAUGAAAUCCAGCAUGAAAAAACCCUCGGCGGCGGCAUGGAAAAGUUUGCUUAUCAUGUGGAAGUCCAAGACCUAGUUAACUUAGAAAACUCCAUUGACGCCCAAAUCUUAGCCCAAGAACGAGAAAAAAACGAAAACCUACAAAAAGCCCUCGAUAGCUUAGUGGAAGUUUUAGGGAAGGAGGAUAUUCAUACUCUGACCGACUUAAAAGCUCUCUUACAAGGACAAACCCUUAAAAACUUAUUAGCCCUUAAUCAGCAAAAGCAUAACGACUUAGAAGCUCAGCUAUUAAACCUCGCCAAACAAAAAAUAACUAAGCAAAAACAAGCCACCGAACUCUUAAACCACCUAGAAAGCCAUUGA